GGGAGCCUGGGCGCAUGGGGGUGGCCCUAUAACCCAGGACAACCUCGGGGACGAAGACCCCAGUAGGGCGCCAUCCCGGUGUCGGGGACGCGUCGACCCGGGGCGUGGCGACCUCGGUCGUGGACAUUCCCUGGCCCUGAGCGCUGCUCCCGGAAUAGCAGCCCGGGGUGGCGGAUGCAGGCGCCCAGUCCCAAGGUCACCAGCACCCACAGGCAGGGACACCACGUGGGGGCGCACGGGGGCCGCUGCCCUCCCCAGCGUGCCCUGGGCCCCGUCGCUUCCGCUCGCUCGGGGCACCCGGAGCUUGCCCGCUGCGCAGUCGAUGGGGAAACUGAGGCCCCGAGCUGCUCCACCAUCAGCCUCCCCCUCUCCUCUGCAGACCCCCUAGCUCUAUACCACACCCCUGCAGAUGAAGCCACGAGAUGCCAGCUGGACCCGAGCCAGGUCAUCAUCCCCUGCUGCACCCCAACUGGGGGCUCCCUGCUGCUGGGGUCUCAUAGAAUCACAGACUGAUCCCAGCUGGUCCCAGCUGCACAGACGGGGAAACUGAGGCCUGGGGAAGUGGAGUGGCCGGCCUCUGGCCAUGCAGGAAGGUAGAAGCAAUGAUGACCUGGAAAGUGAGACGAGAAGGGCUCAGAGAGUUUAGUUACUCUCCAAGAUCACACAGCCAGCUAGGGCAGAGAUGGGGUCCAGCCUCUGUCCUGCGUGUGCCAGCUGCAUGGGCCUCCUCUGCUCCCCCAGACCCCGCCCUCUGCAGAAUCUCCUUCUCUUGCUGUGGACCCUUCUGAGCUGUGGUUCGGAGGUCAGCGCUCAGGGUCCCGGGGAGUGGACGCCGUGGGGGUCUUGGACCCGCUGCUCCAGCUCGUGCGGGCGGGGUGUCUCAGUGCGCAGCCGCCGCUGCAUCCGGUUUCCGGGGGAAGAACCGUGCUCUGGGGACAGCCAUGAGUACCGCCUCUGCCAGCUCCCAGACUGCUCACCAGGGGCCAUGCCUUUCCGAGACCUUCAGUGUGCCCUCUACAAUGGCCGCCCUGUCCUGGGUGACCAGAAAACCUACCAAUGGGUACCCUUCCAUGGGGCGCCCAACCAGUGCGACCUCAACUGCCUGGCCAAGGGGCAAGCCUUCUACCACAGCUUCGGCCGCGUACUGGACGGCACGCCCUGCAGCCCAGGAGCCCAGGGCCUCUGCGUGGCUGGCCGCUGCCUGAACGCCGGCUGUGACGGAGUGCUGGGCUCUGGCGCCCUCGAGGACCGCUGUGGCCGCUGCGGCGGCGCCAAUGACUCCUGUCUCUUCGUGCAGCGCGUGUUCCGUGACGCUGGUGCCUUCGCCGGGUACUGGAACGUGACCCUGAUCCCCGUGGGCGCCAGACACAUCCGCGUGGUGCAGCGGAGCCGGAACCACCUGGCGCUGAUGGGCGGCGAUGGGCGCUACGUGUUCAAUGGUAACUGGGCAGUGAGCCCCCCGGGCACCUAUGAGGCUGCGGGCACCCGCGUGGUCUACACCCGCGCCGCGGGGCUGGAGGAGACGCUGCAGGCGGCCGGGCCCACCUCCCAGGACCUGCUCCUGCAGGUCCUCCUGCGGGAGCCCAACCCUGGCGUCCAGUUUGAGUUCUGGCUUCCUGGAGAGCGCUACGGCCCCUUCCAGGCACAGGCGCAGGUCCUGGGCUGGGCCCAGCGGCAGCCACAGCUCCGUGAGGUGGAGCCCCAGCCCCCCCAGCUCCUUGACUCUCCCAUGGCCCGAGCCCCCACACGGGCCCCAGACCCCUGCCCACCCUGCCCUGACACCCGUGGUCGUGCCCACCGGCAGCUACACUACUGCGGAAGCGACUUUGUGUUCCAGGCCCGAGUGCUGGGCAGCCACCGCCAGGCCCAGGAGACCCGCUAUGAGGUGCGAAUUCUGCUCAUUUAUAAGAACCACUCUCCACUGCGGACUCGAGAGUAUGUGUGGGCACCUGGCCCCUGCCCCUGCCCACCGCUGGCUCCCCAUCGGGAGUACCUGCUAGCUGUCCGACGCCUCGUCAGCCCCGAUGGCACACAGGACCGGCUGCUGCUGCCCCACGCUGGCUAUGCCCGGCCCUGGAGCCCUGCAGAGGACAGCCGGGCACGUCUGACCGCCAGGCGCUGUCCUGGCUGAGUCCCUAGAGGCAGCCUUCAAAUUCAGUGUAUCUCUUCUUUCACCCUGGUGUCCUGGGAGCUCAGCAGUAUCUCCCACUUGCAACUAUGUGAUUCCCUGUUGCACACGGACACCUCUGCAUACAGUUGGAUCCACUGUCACGAGCAGGCAGGCACUGCAGAGGACACACAGACUGAGCAGACUCUGACUCUUAUUUCCCCUCUCAACUUGGCUGCCAGGAAGCGCAUAGUUGUUUUACACUCAGAAAUUUUUUAUCUGCUUUCAUUCAUCUCACAUCACAUUCACUUGUUUAGAGAUACUGUCACAAACAAGCAUGUCCCAGGGGGAAAUAUGCCUGACAAGAUAUUAUAAUGUAUCCAUUUCCCCUCUUUCCCUGGGUACCAGGAAGCUUCUCUCCAUUUAACUCCCUGACACUCUGUGCUCAUGCUCAAUUUUCUCUGCCGCUCGAAACCCACCCUCGUGUAUUCAUUCAGAGACACUCACCAACAGGCAUGACCCUUCGAAGACAUGCAUAGCCAGGCACUAUAGCCUAUGGAUUUCUCCCUUUGCCUUGGUUACUAGGAACGACACAGGCAGUCCUGGCCCGGGGCGGGGGCGAUGGUCCCUUCCUUACCUUCUGUGAUGGUCCUCUGGGACCCUGGCCGCAAGGUGACAGCCCAGGACCCAGACACUGCCAGGAAGGUGCAGCGGAGUUCUGGGCAGAUGUGCACUGCUUGGGCGCCCCCUGGGGGUGAAAGGAUUCGAUGCGCCGGCGUGGCUGGUGCGCCCCUUUCCCGUGAGCGUCCAUCCCCUUCAAAAACCGUCCCUUAUACCGGGGCCAACAUCAAGGCCCCCUGUCAGGCCUCCCUGGGCUGUCAUUGCUGUCUCUCUCUCCCCUUCUGCUCCCCAGGGCUGUGCCCUGUGCCCUGCUCUGGCUGCAGGGGAUGUGACACCUGCCCAGGAGACUCCACACGACACUUGGAGAGACAUGCACUGGGCCCAGUCUGGCUUGGCCCCUGCGUGAUGGCCUGAUGCCCGCGACGGGAUGGGGCGUGGGACCCGUGACAAAGCCAUCCCCACACCAGGAGUGCAGGGGCAGAUGUCCCCAGGCCACACGGACAGGGAUCACUCAACUUCACUUCCAAACUGCACAGCCCUCGUGCUGCUCACCUAACAUUGGUAAAAACAUCAUUGCUCUAGGAAUUGGGUUUUUUUUGUUUUUGUUUUUGUUUUUGGUGCUGGGGAUGGAACCCAGGGCCACCCACAUACUAGGGAAGUGCUCACCACUGGACUGCACCCCAGCCAUUUUUUAGCUUUUAUUUUCUGACAAGGUCUCACUAAGUCACUAUGUGGCCCAAGUUGGGCUCAAACUUGGGAUCCUCCUGCCUCAGCCUCCCAAGUAGCUGGGAUGACAGGUGUGUGCCAACAUGCUUGACCUAGGGAGAAGUAUUUUAUUAUCAGCAUUGGUGAAUUCCAGUUGCUGAUGACAAUGACAAGCACAUAAGAUUUGGAAACUUUUAUUAUUACUUUUAUUAAUUCUCUAAAGACAGCACAUGUCCUGUUACCUGCAUGGGACUGACCCUAAACCAUGAUCUCCACCUAAGCCCCAGGCUGCUGGUCUGGGGAGGCUCUAUGCCCAAGCAGCUUCUGCCUGGCCAUAGACUCAGCCUCAUGGCUGUGGGUUACAGUGGGGGCAGCAGGCCGCUCACUCAGAGAGAGACAGAGGGUGCUAACGCUGGCACAUGUGCUGGGAAAAAGUUUGAACCCAGUCAUGGCGGUCCACAACUGUCCACCCAGGGUUCUGGGAGGCUGAGACAGGAGGAUCUCAAGUUGGAGACCAACCUGGGCAACUUAGCAAGACCCAGUCUCAAAAUAAAAAAUAAAUAGGGCUGGGAAUGGACCUCAGAGUGAAGCCCCUGGGUUCAAUUCCAAGUACUCCACCAAAAAGAAAAAAAAGGCCACAUCUCUGCCUGAUAAGAUGGGGGCGGGGCUCCUACACACCCCUGCAAGGGUUCCAGGUGUGGGUUUGCCUGGCCAGGCUGCAGGCUGUCUGCUAAGGGGUUGAGCUGGAGCCCAUUUACAUAGGGGUGGAUACUGAGCAUGGAGCCAGGGCCUGAUGCUAGCCAAGCACUCACCCCUGAGCUGUACCCUCACCCCUUUUUUAUUUUGAGACAGGAUCUUUCUAUGUUGGCCGGGCUGGCCUCAAACUUGUGAUCCUCCUGCCUCAGCCUCUUGAGCAGCUGGAAUCACAGGUGUAUGCCACCCUUAAGGAAAAGGUGAGGGGUGCAAACCGAGCCUCCCCCACAUCCCCUCCCAGGGGCCAUGGUGGAAACCUCAUUCUUCAGACCUGCUGGGCAGAUGAGCAACACAGCCGCAGAAUGCAGGGACCACAGGGCGAGGCUCAUUAAUGAUUACUCACAAGUUGUUCACUUAUUCUGAUAAAGCCUACUUCCUGGGUAAAGCCAAAGUCCUCCUCAUGUUCUCCAAGCACCCAUGGGUCCACCCCCAGGACUCCCACCUCUCUCUCUGCCCCUAGUCCCUCUGCCCCAGCCACAGGAGCCUCCUAGUGCUCUCCCAAUUCACCAGACUCUUUCCUGCCCCAGGGCCUUUGAACUGUGAGUUCCUGACUGCAGACCCAGACCCCAUCUCCCAGCAGACUUCCUUCUCCCCUGCAUAUUCCUGUUUAUCUACCUCUGACCUGUUAUAUAUUUAUCAUCUCAACCUGCACCUCCCCAGCUGGGUGCUGUGGCCAGUCCUGUAAUCCCAGCUGCUCAGGAGGAGUCUGAAGCAGGAGGAACUCAAGUUUGAGGGCAGCCUGAGUAUCUUAGCAAGACCUUGUCUCAAAAUAAAAAUAUACUUUGAAAAGGGCCGAGGUGGCAGGGUGUGGUAGCACAUACCUGUCAUCUUAGCACUUGGGAGGCUGAGGGAGGAGGAUUGGUGAGAGUUUGAGACCAGCCUGGGCUACAUAGUGAGUUCAAAGGCAGUAGCCUGAACUACAUAGUGAGACCCUGUCUCACAAAACAAAAAAGGCCCUCGUGCCCUUGGUUCAAUUCCCAGUACCACACACUGACACACAGUGGCCCCCCACUGCAGCCAACCUGACCUGGACAGGGGCCACUCUAUUUUAUAAUACAAUAUUAGAUUUAA
Molecule: messenger RNA, 5257 nt
Organism: Heterocephalus glaber (naked mole-rat)
Lineage: Eukaryota; Metazoa; Chordata; Mammalia; Rodentia; Bathyergidae
Gene: Adamtsl5
Product: ADAMTS like 5
Biological process (GO): extracellular matrix organization; proteolysis
Cellular component (GO): extracellular matrix
Molecular function (GO): metalloendopeptidase activity; protein binding
Source: RefSeq, a predicted model, not a curated record